Molecule: messenger RNA, 5720 nt
Organism: Ctenopharyngodon idella (grass carp)
Lineage: Eukaryota; Metazoa; Chordata; Actinopteri; Cypriniformes; Xenocyprididae
Exons: 7
Coding region: 3192-5654 (820 amino acids)
Source: RefSeq, a predicted model, not a curated record
UAAAUGAUCUGUGGGGUAUUUUGAGCUGAAACUUCACAGACACAUUCUGGGGACACCAGAGACUUAUAUUACAUCUUGUGAAAGGGUCAUAAUAGGUCCCCCUUUAAUUUCAGUCAGUGUUCAGUCACACAAAGUUAUUGUAUGACUUCGGAAUAUGUGGAAUAUUGAAGUGCACAUGUUGUUUUACUUAUGUGGUGUUCCUUUUCUCUCUCUCUCUCCAGAGCCUGACUCACUGUCUACUACCCUGCUGGGAAAAGAAAAAACAGCAUGAACCAGCAUGAAUUCCAUUUUUGUCCAGGCUGGUUUAUGCUGGUGGACCAGCGUAGUCAUGAUUUUGUCAAGCAAAAAAAAAAAAAAAAAAAAAAAAAAGGGAAGAGAAACUAUGGGAGCAAAACAUCUGUCCUACACAGUAAAAUCGGCAGUGUUAAUUAGGCAGUGUUACUCUACAUUUACUCUUAAGGAGUUAACUUAACAACAAAUAGUGAAAGAUACCCUCUAGUGUUGGUGAAAAUUAUCAGUGUUAAUUCUGCCUCGUUAACUUUACUCUGUUAAGCUCCGCCCCUCAAGCUAACGUCAAGGAUUUGAACAGAAGUUUCUCGUCGUCGUUGCAACCGCCAUUUUCUUUCACCUCGCACCAAAAGGUAAGCUCUUUUAAGUAACGUAUUAAAACAUCACUUUUGAAUAAAUGUGCUAAUAUUACAGCAUAGGUUGUAAUUUGAUGAACUUUGUGUAAUUUGGUAGGUUCAAACUCCGAAUAGAACUUGCAACUUCGCAGUAUGGUGGAGAAUUUUAUUUUCGUCAGAGUGUGGUAAUGAUAAAUCUUAAAUUAUGUCAAUGAUCGUAUUUAAUUUGUAUUUCUGUUGUAGUUAGCUUUAUUUUCUGUUAAUUUGUAUAUUGUUAUUUAUAAACGUCGAAUUAUCCAGCGUCACAGUGGAGCAUUAACAGUUAGCUGCUAAGUUUUUCAUUAACGUUAGACAGUAGAAAUUGCAAUGUUCGUAUUCAAAGACUUACUUAAAAGUGAUGACUAUGCAAACCAUUGCAACAAUUUCAGUACCUAACCUUUUUCUACUGCCAUGUGUGUAAAACUAGGUCACCUAACGUAAGGCCUACAGAACAUGCUGGUUAAGGUGAAACUUGGGGAUGCCCAGAAAUUUGUUAAAAUAACCGAGCUGAGCCGGAAGGAGUUUUUGUCUGCUGCUUUUUUAAAGUUCGGUGUCCCAACUGUACCCGAGAAUGUGAUGGUUGUUGAUGAAUCAGGGACGGAGGUGGAUGAUGAUGUUUUUGAGGAUGUAGUUAAAGAUCCAUCAGUUGGCGUUCUCACCAUAAAACAUGGUGCAGACUUGGAAUCUGCCUCUCCACAUGCCUCCCCACAAGCCUCUCCUGUGCAGUUAAAUCGGUCUUCAUCUGUUGACUCCACUGAUUCACAGGACACGGUGAUUAUUGAAGAAAGCUCUUCAAGUAAAAGAAUGAGGCUAGAUCAUGAAGCUAAAAAGGUGAGCAUCAAAUUGUUAUUUAUUGGGGGAAAAAAAGAUAUAAUUCAUCAAUCUUAAAAAAAAAAAAACAUAUUUAAACAAAAAUUAAGGUAAUUCUUUGUUCUUAAAAUGCCAUAUUCAUGCUUUGUUUUGUUUGUUAGUUAUUUCUUUCUUUUUUUUUUUUUUUUAAUUAUGAAGUUGGUGGAAUCCAUUCUUGUCCAGAAACCUGGUGGGGAGCGUGUAAUAAAUGAAUACAACCGAACUAAAACUUUGGGGGAUGAAACGAGAAGGAAAAUGGUGAACAUCCUGGCAGCUGACAUGACAGAAAAGAAUGGGUAAUCUGCAUAUAAUUAACUGGUGUAUAUAUGAUCUCUCACUGUAGUUCUAUCAUCUUUUGCUUUUUGAACCUGGGCUAAAGAUGGGUGGUUUUUUUUUUUUUUUUUUUUUUUUUUUUUUUAAAUAAUUAUACAGUACAUCACCACCACGGCAGGUUAAAGAAAAAUACGCCAGAGGAAUUGUGGCUUUGUUCCCUUACCUCAGUGACCCCUUCUCUAAAAAUGGCUAUGUAAGUAUCACACUAUUUUUGAAUUUUAUUUCUAUGUUGACAUGUCUUAAAUGUUGAUCACACACCCAUAAUACAGGUGGUGAAUUUUGCUAUUGAUUUAACACUUUUUUUUUUUUUUUUUUUUUUUCUGUAUUUUUGUUAUUCAAGGAGCAUUACUAUGACGGUGAGAGUGGCACUGGGUACUUGGCAUGGAGAAUCAAAACUAUACAGAGAGGCUUGGCUAAAGAACGACGAGCAUCAUUUGAAGGACAAGAAUCAUCUUCUGAGGGGAUGUCUGGUGGACCAACUGUAAGACGGGAGUCAGAGUUUACUCCAGAGAUUGUCUUGAGUGAAGAUGAAUGCAAGGAAGCAAUUGCAUUCAUGAAACAUUCUGCUGAUGAGGACACAGUCAAGAAGAAGAUGAAAUUGACAUUUGACUAUCGCCGCAAAUUGGUUCUGGACCCUAUGCAGUCAAGCGAUAUAUUGACAGUCUUUCCACGUUUCAAAGACGUUAAAGGCUUGAUUGAGCAAGACUUUGUUCUGAUGUUUGGAGAAGGAGUGUCAGGCAAGCUACUGGAGAAGUGGACGACUGCAUUCAAGAAAAAAGUGAUUCAGCAGUCCAGAAAGCUUCCAACCACCAGUGAUGUAGAAGAACUCCUGCUAGCAGCUCAAUUUCCUGAUGACUCAGAAGAGGGUGUUAAUUUUGUUUGGGACUCUGACUUCUCUUCUAUACUACUGCUGUUGCAUCUGAUCCCACCUUCUGCCCAAGGCCGAAAGAGACCAGGAAAGGUGUCUGCCUCUCAAGCAGAGAAACAUCUUGUUGUCUUUAAGAAGAGUGGAACAAACAUUGAGGAGCAUCUUCGAGACAUCACUGCUAGUGCUCAGCCCUAUCUCCUGGCCGUGGGACCUCAGAAGAAUUCAGUUCACCAGUUCUUCAUCGUUCUUGAUCAGCAUGCCAUUCCAUGCAAGUCAACUUCUUCUCUUGGUGCCUUUGACGAACUGUUUAAGGCACACUUUGUGUUUGGCACAUCUUACAAUACUAUGCUACACAACAUGUACACUUUCAUUCAGACCACUGUGUACAACAUAGAUGUUGGCAAAGUGAAAGAGAGUCCUCGUGUUGCUGAGGUCAGAGCAAGGCUGCUUAGCUAGGUCCCUUAAGAUUUUCUGUCCUCAUGAAGUGUUUUGUUUGUCAGGCUGAGUUAAAUGGUUCAAAAAUACUUCUUAGGCACUUCAGAUUAGUUCAUGGUUUAGUUCCUGGAAAGAAUCUUCACCUUAAGUGCAUAGAGUCAGGUUGUGGUUCUGUGUUUGGUACUUUUUCAGGUUUUCGGAAACAUCUGCACACAAAACAUGCUGAUCAAAAUGUCAGUGAGCAGAAUUUUGACACCAUUGAUAGCCAGGAGACUGCCAAGGCAGAUGGACAAAGUAAUGCUGAAAUACUUGAUCAGAUUGGCAGUGCCGGAGAGGUGGCCACAACAUCUGAAUUGUUAAAGUCAAAUAAGAGCACUUUCGAUAUGUGUGCAUCUGCUGUUGCACAACUAAAAGUUGCUGGUUUAAGUCAGUCUGCUAUAAGUGGUUUUGUUUCAUCUAUGGAAGAAAUGGUUUUUGAGAUUCAUAGUCAGGCCCAGGAUGCAGCUUUGCUCUGUCUGUCUCCACAGGACACUGCUACUAAAAGAAAGAUAGAAAAUUCAUUUCAAAACUUGGAAAAUCCAUUUACUAUGUUAAAUUCUGAAGCCAAACGAAAGAGACUCUUUACGGAAAAAUGGGGAAUUGUUGAACCAAGCGAAAUAGUGCUUGGCACAAGAUUUGACAGCAGGAGAAAUAAAACCACAGGUUUGUUUGAUCAAGUUGUUGUAACUGAUAAAUUUGCUUAUAUUCCCAUUUUAGAAACACUAAAGGCAAUUUUACAAAAUCCGCUACUUACUGAUUUGUUUAAACCCAGGCAUGUUCCAAAGGAAGGCAUUUAUGUUGACUUAAGUGAUGCGGCAUAUUUUAAAAGUAAUCCCCUAUUUUAUACAGAAAAUGAUGCCUUACAAAUUCAGUUAUUUUAUGACGAUUUUGAGACCGCUAAUCCUUUGGGAUCCAAAAAAGGUAUACACAAAUUAGGUGCAAUCUAUUUUACAUUAAGGAAUUUCCCCCCAGUUUUUAACUCCUCAUUGGUGAAUAUUCAUUUAUGUGCCCUCUUUCAUGCACAGGAUAUUAGGCGCUAUGGUUUUAAUUCUAUACUUGAGCCUCUAGUAAAUGAUUUGAAAGUACUUGAGAUUGAAGGGGUUAAGAAUCCAGUGUCUGGAAGUUGUAUUAGGGGUACAGUUAUUCAAGUCACUGGGGAUAAUCUUGGCUUGCACAGCUUGUUUGGGUUUCUUGAGUCAUUUGGGGCUCGAUAUAGCUGUCGUUUCUGUCUUCUUGAGAAACAUCAUUUUCAGUCGGUGUUCUGUGAAGACAGCCCUGAGGUUGUAUUAAGAACAGCUGAGAUGCAUGCUUUGCACUGUGAAACUUUAAAAACUGAUUGUACACUACCUCAUGUUUAUGGUGUCAAACGUACAUGUUUGUUGAAUUCACUCAAGUAUUUCAACACAGCCAACAAUUUCGCUGUGGAUAUAAUGCACGACAUUCUAGAAGGAGUUGCUCAGCUAGAGGUAAAACUUGUUCUGCAGUACAUUCAGCAUAAUUUUCUGAGCACUGAUGAUCUUGCUGGUAGGGUACAUGCUUUUGACUAUGGUUACAAUCAGCAGAGGAACCGUCCUCCAAUGGUCAAAUUGUUUGAUGGAAGCAACGAUUUGGGUUUAAAUGCCAUCCAAUCUUGGUGCUUGUUGCGCAACAUGCCCCUAUUAUUUGGUGAUUUAGUGCAAAGAGAUGAUAAACACUGGCAUCUUCUGAUUUUACUUUUGCAAAUUGUUAAUAUCGUAUUUUCACCAGUCUUAACAGAGGGCAUGACCAUUUAUCUUAAACAUUUAAUAAUUGAACAUCACCAGCUAUUCAAAAACUUGUUUCCUGAAAGAAGUCUUUUGCCAAAGCAUCAUAUAAUGAUCCAUUACCCACAGUGUAUAAGAAAAAUUGGACCAAUUCUGCACAUGUGGUGUAUGCGUUAUGAAGCUAAACAUAAAUUUUUUAAAACACAAUUAAAAAGUUUCAAAAACAUCACCAAAACACUAGCCAAAAAGCACCAAUUUUGUACUUCGAUGCACUGGGAGUCUUUUAGCCAGUACAGAUUGUCUUUUGGCCCAGGGAAGAUGGUAGAACUCGGUGAACUUAAAGGUGGCCAAGAAAUUGCUUCCAAAUUAGGAGUGGUAAUGUCAGAUGUUGUCUAUUCUGUAAAGUGGCUCAAACACCAUGGCACAGAGUAUCGCCCUGACUUUAUUAUCUGUACAGAAGUAGCAUGUGAGAUGCCAGUGUUUUGUAAGAUCAAGACUAUUGCUGUGAAAGAUGAAAAUGUGCUGUUGUGUGGAACACUGAUGGAAACUGUAUGUUUUGAUGACCAUUACUAUGCUUUUACAGUCAGACUGCAUCCAAACAGAGUUUUUAAGGUAGUGAAUGUUAAUGAGCUGUGUUAUUUCAAACCAUUUGAUCUUCAGAUGAAAUAUGGUACAACAGAUUCUGCACUGCAUGUAGUGCCAUAUUGCCAUUUAAUGCAGACAUGAUGUAUUUUUGUGUAUUUGAAUGUUUCCUGAGCCUGACUCUUGUUUUAAUAAAUGUUUUAAAUGUGA